Molecule: messenger RNA, 1812 nt
Organism: Cavia porcellus (domestic guinea pig)
Lineage: Eukaryota; Metazoa; Chordata; Mammalia; Rodentia; Caviidae
Product: endogenous retrovirus group K member 18 Env polyprotein-like
Exons: 2
Coding region: 347-1387 (346 amino acids)
Molecular function (GO): structural molecule activity
Source: RefSeq, a predicted model, not a curated record
GCCAGAUUACAGCUAAGAAAAUCCCGCCGCUCACAGCGACCAAAUUUAAAUCCCCUCCCUACAUGGGGACAAUUAAAGAAAUUGACCAUAGAAGGGCAACGGCUUGUCCUUCAAGCAGGAAAGCCUUUAAACCCCGAAAACUUGUUUUUAGCUUUAUGUGCCUUGCUCACCGUUGCAUCGGGGACUGAGUCUUCCAGAUCCAAAGAAAAUAACUGACGGAGCUCCUAUAUUUCAACAAAAGACGGCUCUCUUGUGGUGGGGAGAUGGUGGAAUCGCUAACCCUGCUGUUGCAGCCGAAGAAUACCCUCAUCACCUUCAAAAUCAUAUUUGGAAGAUCCCAGCCGCUAUGCAACCUGUAACCUUGUACAAUGUUUCAUAUUCAGGGACUAGUCGAUCUGUAUCUACUACUUAUAAUUUUACUAGGUUUAAAAUGUAUAAUAUUACUGUUUGUGCACCUCUACCUUAUGUCUUUUUAGUGGGAACUUUUAAUUUUACACAUUUUUCUUGUACUUGUUUAAAUUGUCAAUUGUUUACAUGCUUAAAUAGCACACUAAAUUUCACUAAGCCUUAUACAGUUAUGCUGUUACAACAAAAAACUCAUAUUUGGUUGCCUGUAAAUUUAACUCGACCUUGGUCUCAAGACCCGGUAAUUUCUGUUACUACUGAAUUUUUUAAACAUCUGUUAAAACGUACAAAAAGAUUUAUUGGAAUAGUGGUUGCUGUACUGUUAAGUCUGAUAACUGUAGCCUCUCUAGCAGCAGUCUCAGGAGUAGCUUUACAUACCUCUUUGCAAGAAAAACAUGUUGUCGAAUUAUGGCAUGAGAAUUCUCAUGAACUUUGGUUAACUCAGUGGCAAAUAAACGCCAAACUACAACAACAAAUAGACCUCCUUAAACAAACAGUUGAAUGGAUGGGUAGAAAAAUAUUGGCUCUUCAGCAUCAAGUGUUUUUAAAAUGUGAUUGGAAUUCAACUACUUUCUGUAUAACCCAACGACCUUAUAAUCAGACAGAACAUGAAUGGGAAAUGAUUAGAAUGUAUUUAAAUGGAAACACCUCUGCCCAGGAGGAAAUAGAAUCUUUGCAUAAUCAAAUUGACAAGGAUUUUGCAAAGCAAAAUGAUGAUGAAUCUCUAGCACAAUUCGCGCAAUUGCUUGCUCAAUCUUUGAAAGGAUUAGAUUCCAAAGGAAUCUGGCAGAGCAUUACCCACACUUUUAGUGGCAUGGGACUUAGUUUAAUUAUAGUUCUCAUUGCCAUAGUUCUUGUGUAUUUUUACUGCAUAAGACGAAAUGCUAUUAAUAACCUGAUCUUAUGGAAAUUAUUGUUAAAAAAUAAAAAGGAAGGAAGUGUGGGGGAUGAGGUGUCACUUUGUAGGCCCAACCCCCUCUAACCUGCAAUUUACAAUAGCCGCCCUGGUAUGCGAGAAGGAGGUAGAACGGGAAUGCCUGUUCUCAGUGAGCCCUCACCCUCUGGAAUCCAUACUGUGAGCUGGCUUUGUUUUGCAGAAGUCUUGAGGAAGUGGCUGGCCACCCUUUGUGACACUAACAGCAGACAAAUUAACAACAUUCUUGAGCUAAUGAAUUUCUUCCUGGGCUAGAGAAGUUGUGAGAACUGGUUGUGAUUAUUUACUUCACUUAGAUAGUUUUAGAAUAAACAUUGUAGUCUGUCACGUUGUAGCUUGCCACAAAGAAUGCCUUUUCACUACUUAAUUAUCUGGGCUCUGUGAAUUGAUCGGGUUUACUAUAUAUGAAUCCUAAAAUAAAGAUUGUGCGUACAGUGCAGUGCAGUGCAGUGUAACGCGGUGCAGACAGCAAA